Molecule: messenger RNA, 1155 nt
Organism: Nematostella vectensis (starlet sea anemone)
Lineage: Eukaryota; Metazoa; Cnidaria; Anthozoa; Actiniaria; Edwardsiidae
Product: coiled-coil domain-containing protein 86
Exons: 4
Coding region: 58-417 (119 amino acids)
Cellular component (GO): nucleolus
Source: RefSeq, a predicted model, not a curated record
AAACAACUAUUUGUUGAAUGCCUGGUUACCUAGUAAGUAGAACCUCGUAAACCAAAGAUGGCGUCGUCAAAAAAUGAUGUAAAAAACGUAAAAAUACCCCGAGGAAAGCCUAAAUCCGGACGAGUUUGGAAAAGCGAGAAAAAGAAGAAGUCCACUGUGAUUAAUGUCAAACCACUCCACUCAUCAUGGAAGAAAAAACAGAAAGACAGACUGCAACUGAAAUUAUUGAAAUCUUAUGAAAAAGAGCUUAAAGACAAUGCAAGAAAUGCCAAGGAGGAAAGAAGGAAACGGACUAUGGAAAAGCAAAAGAGGAGAGAGGAGAAUGAAAGAAAGUCCCAAGUAGUCCAAGUGAUUAAAAACACUUCUAAAAUCAAAAAGAUGAAGAAGAAGCAGCUGAGAUACAUAGAAAAUAGAUAGAAACAUUUUGUACCUAUUUGUAUAUGUUUUUAGAUUGAAGUUUACCAAGUUUCUCAUCUCAUCAAAAGACUGAAAGUUUUUUAUAGCUCUGAGGAGAUAUAUGCCUUUGUUCAAUAAGUUUUACACACACUGCCAAACCAAACGAGUAAGGGUAACCCAAAAUAAGGAGUACAGAGGGUUAAUCCACAGUGACCAUUGAUAUUGGGUUAACACAACUCGCUAUCUUGAGUAAGCACAACCCUUGGUUUGGGUUAACCUGACCCAAAUUUUGGGUAAGCGCUGCUCGUUACCCAAAGAACUGGGUUACGGUUACUCAAGAUUUGAGUUACGACAACUCAUUGGGAAUGAAUCCAUAUUAACCCAUUAUAUUGCGAAAAGAGCCCAGUUACCCAAAUUUUUGAUUAAGCGCUACUCGACCAUUGCGUUACGACAACUCGUUGAAAUUGCAAUCAUAUCUAAUCAAAUAUUUAAUACAUCAUUCUAGUUCUACUAGCAUAAAUCUAGUACAAGAAAAUGCCAACACAAUAUCCCAACUCCAAGGUUUAUUUAGAUGUUUUUAUUGGGGCUUGUUAACGUGCAUAAACCGAGCUCUCUCGGAUGUGUUAAAUACAAAAACUUAUCUUGCAUCAAAAUAGAGAACAUUUUGAAUCUGGGCAUUUUCAUACAUUUUCUUUUUGGACUGAUUCGUUAUGAAAUUCUGAAUCAAAUUGUGUUAAUAAAUUGAACUUUGAUAUUUGA